Messenger RNA from Schizosaccharomyces cryophilus OY26, 2554 nucleotides. RefSeq names its product ATP-dependent RNA helicase Hca4. Gene Ontology annotation, biological process: rRNA processing. The record is from RefSeq and is a predicted model, not a curated record. Bases 31 to 2286 code for a protein of 751 amino acids. Gene Ontology annotation, molecular function: ATP binding; nucleic acid binding. Gene Ontology annotation, cellular component: nucleus. The transcript has a single exon. NCBI's taxonomy places the organism in Eukaryota, Fungi, Ascomycota, Schizosaccharomycetes, Schizosaccharomycetales, Schizosaccharomycetaceae.
CUUUUACCAUCAUCUUACUUUAAGGGAUCAAUGCCUAGAAAUCAUAGUGGAAGGAGUAGAGAGGCUCGUCAGUUAAAACGACAAAAAGAAGAACAGGAAAUUCAAGAGCUGAAUGCUCAAGUAAGUGACUUUUCCGGGGAUGCCACGCAUUUCUUUGAUUUACCCAUUACACAACCCACAAAAAGCGCUCUGAAAAAUGCUCAUUUUACUACUUUAACAGAUAUCCAACGACAGGCAAUUCCUGAAGUCUUAAAAGGCCGAGAUGUUUUAGGCGCAGCCAGGACUGGUAGUGGUAAAACGCUGGCGUUCAUUGUUCCUUUAAUUGAAAACCUGUACCGUCGUAAGUGGACCCAAUUUGACGGCCUAGGUGCGUUAAUUAUCUCCCCUACGCGUGAGUUGGCCAUUCAAACUUUUGAAACUUUGGUCAAAGUAGGCCGUCUUCAUUCCUUCUCCGCUGGUUUAAUUAUUGGCGGUAAUAAUUAUAAAGAAGAACAGGAGCGUCUUUCGCGUAUGAAUAUCCUUGUUUGUACCCCAGGAAGGCUUCUCCAGCACAUGGACCAAGCAAUUAACUUCGAUACCUCAAACUUGCAAAUGCUCAUCCUGGACGAGGCAGACAGAAUUCUGGAUAUGGGAUUUAAGUCCACUUUGGAUGCCAUCGUUGCCAGCUUACCCAAGGAGCGUCAAACGCUUUUGUUUUCAGCUACUCAGACAAAGUCAGUUCGUGAUUUAGCUCGUUUGUCUUUGCAGAAUCCUGAAUAUAUUGCUGUCCACGAAAACGAGGGUUCUUGUACUCCUGAAAACUUAAAUCAGUUUUACCUGAUCUCUCCUUUGACUGAAAAGCUUGACAUUUUAUUUGGUUUCAUUCGCACUCAUUUAAAGAACAAAUCUAUCGUCUUUCUUUCAUCUUGUAAGCAAGUACGGUUUGUUUUUGAAGCCUUCCGCCGUUUACGUCCUGGUAUUUCUUUGAUGCACUUGCAUGGCAAACAGAAGCAAGCUUCUCGUAUCGACGUUACUGCAAAGUUUACGUCGUCUCAAAAUGCUGUCUUGUUUUGUACUGAUAUUGUCGCAAGAGGGCUUGAUUUUCCAGCUGUAGAUUGGGUCGUACAAUUGGACGCCCCAGAAGAUGUUGAUACCUACAUUCACCGAGUGGGUCGUACAGCCCGUUUUAAUAGGGGAGGUAAUGCUUUACUUCUAUUACUCCCUUCCGAGGAGGUUUUCCUUAAACGUUUGGAGUCUAAAAAGAUUCCGGUAGAACGUAUCAACAUCAAAGAAGGAAAAAAGACCAGCAUCCGUAAUCAACUUCAAAAUCUGUGUUUCAAGGAAAAUGAUAUUAAAUACCUUGGACAAAAGAGUUUCAUUUCUUAUUUGCGUUCUGUAUAUUUGCAGAAGGACAAGGAAGUCUUUCAGUUUAAUAAGCUUCCUUUUGAGGCUUACGCAGAAUCUCUUGGUCUUCCCGGUACUCCCAAAAUUAAAUUUGGUGCUUCUCGGAAAGGUGCUGCUGAGCCUGCAGAAGAUCAAAAAGCAAAAUUGGGUCCUGGCUCUCCCUCUGAGUCUUCGUCGGAAAGUGAAUCCGAAGACGCUAAUCAGCUCAAGGAUGUUCGGACUAAAUAUGAUCGCGUGUUCGAAAGAAAAAAUCAAGACGUAUUGGCUCCUCAUAGACAAAAGCUUGUUGAACGUGAUGAAGGCGACGAUGAGGAUGAAGACUUUUUACAAGUGAAGCGGGCUAAUCAUGAAUUACCCGAAGACCAUGCUGAAGCCGAAGAAAAUAAGUUGAUUAUAAACUCUAAACGUAAAGAAAAAUUGGCUGCGUCUAAAAAGGCUAUGCUUAAACAUAAAAAGGGACCAGACAAAGUUUUCUUUGAUGAGGAAGGAAAUGCUGUACCUUUUUAUGCUGUCAAUACAGAAGAAACUUUCCGUAAAUCUGGUGAUCCUUCACUUUUGAUUCAAGCACACUUAGCCGCUGAAAGAGAUGCGCUAGAAAAGGCGGAUGCACAGGACAAAGAGACUGUAAGAGAAAAACGCCGUGAAAAGAAAAGAAGACGUCAAGAACUUGAGCGUCGUGCUGAAGAAACUGACUUCUCUUCAGCUGACGAAAAUGAGGCCGUGGUCGAAACUGCUGACGAAGAUGCUAGUAGAGUCGAUGAAGCCGUCAGUGAAAAGCGUCCAAAGAAAUGGUUUGAAGACAGCGAUCAUGAUGAAGAGCCAACUAAUGUCAUCGAGGUUGAACAACCUACUUCUCUCGAAGAUCAAGAAGCCUUGGCUCUUCGACUUAUGGGAUCUGCUUAAACUAAUUGGGCUAAAAAAGGACUCUUAAAUUUUAAAUAUUCUGUAAAUUAUUUUUUGGUUAUUCUAGGCGCCUAACUUUAAAAAAACAGUAAUCAUGAAAACGAAUCAUAUUUUUCCUAUGGUUUACUUUAAUUUUUGGACAUACCGGUUUAGAGGGGUUUUAGAUAAAUUCAUUUUAAUGCAAUAUUUUUAUGUCUAAAUUAAAUUAUAAAUAACUUGGGAGAUUAAGUUGGUUAAAUUGUCCGUUUUAUCAUCAUAUAUUUUCAAG